AUGUCCCCCGGGGGCAAGUUCGACUUUGACGACGGGGGCUGCUACGUGGGGGGCUGGGAGGCGGGGCGGGCCCAUGGCUACGGCGUGUGCACGGGCCCCGGCGCCCAGGGCGAGUACAGCGGCCGCUGGGCGCACGGCUUCGAGUCGCUGGGCGUCUUCGCGGGGCCCGGCGGGCACAGCUACCGCGGCCACUGGCGGCAGGGCAAGCGCGAGGGGCUGGGCGUGGAGCGCAAGAGCCGCUGGACGUACCGCGGCGAGUGGCUGGGCGGGCUGAAGGGGCGCAGCGGCGUGUGGGAGAGCGCGUCGGGCCUGCGCUACGCGGGGCUCUGGAAGGACGGCUUCCAGGACGGCUACGGCACCGAGACCUACUCCGACGGAGGCACCUACCAGGGCCAGUGGCAGUCCGGGAAGCGCCAUGGCUACGGCGUGCGCCAGAGCGUGCCCUACCACCAGGCCGCGCUGCUGCGCUCCCCGCGCCGCACCUCGCUGGACUCGGGCCCCAGCGACCCCCCGACGCCGCCGCCGCCGCCGCCGCUGCCCGGGGACGAGGGGGGCAGCCCGGCCUCGGGCUCGCGCGGCGGCUUCGUGCUGGCCGGGCCCGGGGACCCCGACGGCGCGGCCUCGCGGAAGCGCGCGCCGGCCGCGGGCGGCUUCUUCCGCCGCUCGCUGCUGCUGAGCGGGCUCCGGGCCGGCGGGCGCCGCGGCUCCCUGGGCAGCAAGCGCGGCUCCCUGCGCGGCGAGGCGGGCGGCGAGGCGGCGGCGGCGCGGGGCCCCCGGGCCCCGAGGCCGGCGGGGCCCCCCGCGCCCGCGCCGCCCGCGCUCAUCGAGGGCUCGGCCACCGAGGUGUACGCCGGCGAGUGGCGCGCCGACCGGCGCAGCGGCUUCGGCGUGAGCCAGCGCUCCAACGGGCUGCGCUACGAGGGCGAGUGGCUGGGCAACCGGCGGCACGGCUACGGGCGCACCACCCGCCCCGACGGCUCGCGCGAGGAGGGCAAGUACAAGCGCAACCGCCUGGUGCACGGAGGGCGCGUCCGCAGCCUCCUGCCCCUGGCCCUCAGGCGGGGCAAAGUCAAGGAGAAGGUGGACCGGGCCGUCGAGGGGGCCCGGCGCGCCGUGAGCGCCGCCCGCCAGCGCCAGGAAAUCGCCGCCGCCAGGGCCGCCGAAGCCCUCCUGAAGGCCGUGGCCGCCAGCGGCGUCGCCGAGAAGGCCGCGGCCGCGCGCAUGGCCAAGCUGAUAGCCCAGGACCUGCAGCCCAUGCUCGAGGCCCCAGGGCGCAGACCCCGGCACGACUCGGAAGGCUCCGACACCGAGCCCUUGGAGGAGGACAGCCCCGGGGUGUAUGAGAACGGACUGACGCCCUCCGAGGGCUCCCCCGAGCCGCCCGGCAGCCCCGUCUCCUCCCCCCGCCCCUGGCGGCCCCCGGCCUGCCGCAGCCCACUGCCUCCCGGGGGAGACUGGGGCCCCUUCUCCAGCCCGCGGCGUGGCCCGAGGAGUGGGGGGGGGCCCGGGGGGCCGGCGGAAGAGCUGGCCGGCUACGAGGCCGAGGACGAGGCCGGGGUGCAAGGGCUGGGGGCCCCGGGGCGGCUCCCGCUCCUCGGGGGCUGCAGCGACAGUUCCGGAAGCCUCCGGGAGGAGGAAGGGGAAGAUGAAGAGCCCCUGCCCAAGCCGAGGGCCCCGGGGGGCUCGGAGUCCACGCCUGUCACCACCCCGGUCCUGAGGGGCCCGUCCUCCAGGGGUCCUGAUGCCGGGUGCCCGGCCGAAGACUUGGAGGAGCCUGCUCCCACCGAGAGGCCUGCCCAGCCGGCGCUGCCAACCCCCCUGGUGGUAGGAGCCGUGGCCCUCCUGGACCUCAGCCUGGCGUUCCUGUUCUCCCAGCUCCUCACCUGAGGCGACUUCCGGGCCUCUCCGCCCCUCCAACCUGCCUUCUUCUCCUUCCCUAGUCCUGGUUGUGUGUUCUCCCGUCCUCUUUCCUUCGCCCCGGCCCUUUCUUUUCUGAGCCCCUUUCUUCCUGUCUCCCCUUCCCCCUUUCUUCUUUUGGAGUAUCUCCUUUAUUCCGGAUCUGUCUUCCUCCUCCCUCUCCACCCAGUCCCUUCUCUCUCUAGAUUGUUUACAUAUGAAGGGCUUUUCUCUCUCAGAGUCGCCUUCUUCUCUGAGGCAUACAAAUCUAAGUCAGACCAUUGCCCCCCCACUCCCCCCCCCCCGCCCUCCCCAGCUUUUCUUAGUUCACCCGAACCUCCGCCGCCGAGGGUGGGGCAUGGUGUCCUGCGGAGCCUCCUGAGCGGAGAGGAGGAAGGAACUGGAGAAGGGGUCACGGAAUGAAGGACUAGGUACUCGCUGCGCCCCUGCAGCUUCCUGGCCCCGAUGGAAAGCUGGGGCAGGAGCCAUCUUGACUCUUACCUUGGAGGGUUUUUGUCUCACCUCGCGGGGCCCGGCUAGGCUCCUGCCUACCUCCAUGCUUCCGGGGGAGAGAAGGGAAGUGGAGCAUGGAAAACUCCCUAGACUUGCCGGGGUGUGUCCUCCCUGGCCCAGUCCCCCUCCCACCCCCGGGAGGGCCGCCGAGGAUCGGGGCAGGCCUGGAGCACUGUGCGAAGGAGGGGCGCGAUCCACACGGCCAGGCCCUCCCCCCCACCCCACCCCCGCCAGCUUCUGCGGCUGCCCUCCCCUGCCUCCGCGGCCAGGACCCACUCGUGGCCUUUGAUUCGAUUCCAGAGGGAGGCCGGCGGGGAGACACGUCCGCUGCAGGGGUGCCGCCCGGCCCCCAGCUCCGGCAGUGGCGGAGGGGUGGGGGGGGGAGGCGCUCCCUGAAGGAUGGACCCAGGAAUGACAGGAGGGGCCCACGAGUCUCCGCGCGGUCCCCCAUCACCGCGAGGGUCUGGUGGGAGCCAAGGAAGCCGCUGUCUCAGCCCCAGGCAGGGCCACGGUGGGAGUCCAAGAGGAGAGGGCAGCACGCGGCUGCUGUGUGGCCCCAGCUUCUCCCCUGGGGACAGGAAGCCCCGGGGAAGGGGACCGGUCCCCCUCCCCUGCAUGAGGCCGAGGCCAGCUGCCUGCCACCCCCUCCCUGAGGAGCGGCCCAGCCAGGAACGCCCACCACACCCCCCCUCCUUUUUUUUCUAGUCAAACUCUGUUCACUCCUCGGCCUGCCUCCCUCCCUCCCUCCCGCUCAACCUUUCCUUCUGGUUUCUAUUUCCUGGGAUUGGGGAUUGACGUUAUACAACAGUGCC
Molecule: messenger RNA, 3221 nt
Organism: Perognathus longimembris pacificus (Pacific pocket mouse)
Lineage: Eukaryota; Metazoa; Chordata; Mammalia; Rodentia; Heteromyidae
Gene: Jph4
Product: junctophilin 4
Biological process (GO): regulation of synaptic plasticity
Cellular component (GO): junctional membrane complex; plasma membrane; endoplasmic reticulum membrane
Source: RefSeq, a predicted model, not a curated record